GAAGAAGUCAAAGACAGGUCAAAUUUCAAAAUCUAUACCGGCAACGUUCAUUUAUAAAAGGGCUAAUAAAUAAUUGGUGUGAAAACAUAACACCACCAGCAAUUAAGAAUGCUUUCUUUUAUAAUUUUGUCGGUUUUUAUAGCUCUUUGUAACAGUGCGUAUCAACUUCCGCACGGCCAUGAACUGCACGUGCUGGUUGAUAAUGGAUUUAAUGCAUUAGAUAAAGAUAAAGAUGGCGUAAUAUCGGCUAUAGAAUUCGGUAGUAUAUCUUUCGAUAAGGAGGACUUAAACCAUGACGGUAACCUCACCCUUGCUGAAUAUGCAGCUUUCUGGAACACGACACCUGAGGCUGUGAUGCCACUUUUCAAUGUAUGGGACACAGAUAAAGAUGGCUAUGUCGAAUCAAACCACUUGUCGAUUGUUGGUCAUUUACUAGACCCAAACGGUGACGGCAUUAUUACUAAGCACGAAUACGAACAUUACAUGACCGGCUUCCUGGAGUGUGUAUACGCACAUGGUCAACACGGACAUGGCCCUAACUGCGAUCAUUAAUUGUUUCAUCUAUCUUUGUAGAGAAAAUAGAAAAAAUGAAUAAAAAAUGAUAAAGCAUA
Ruditapes philippinarum (Manila clam) is the source of this 611-nucleotide messenger RNA. RefSeq lists its product as uncharacterized. NCBI's taxonomy places the organism in Eukaryota, Metazoa, Mollusca, Bivalvia, Venerida, Veneridae. The record is from RefSeq and is a predicted model, not a curated record. Gene Ontology annotation, molecular function: calcium ion binding. The transcript has 5 exons. The coding region runs from base 109 to 552 and encodes 147 amino acids.